AUGUCAACCGAAACCGUGGUUACGCCUUUAAUAUCACCAUCCUCCUCCAAUGUCGAGUUGCAACGGUCACGGUCGACUACUAUCUCUCGCCAAAAGUCGCUAAAUCGCAUGUUGUCAUCAGCGACACGUCGUAAACGACGUGGAAGAGCCGAUAGCGAAAGCAUUCCAAACAAAGAGGAAAAGCCUUUAUCAAGACAACGAUCGUUGAGCGAGAUGAUGAAUCGGUUGACAUCCUCUUUUCGAUCACGCUCGGCUAAUCGAUCACCAAAAUCAUCCUCCUUUUCCACCAAGAUUGAAGAUUACGAGACGUAUCGCUUGAUAGGCUCAGGGGCAACCGCUGCUGUGUUUUCUGCUGUGCAUACACCAUCCCGAUAUCCAGUAGCUAUUAAAAAGGUCAAUUUGGAAUUGCUUGAUAAGGGUCAAGAGGAUGCUUCUCGAUUGGAUGCUUUACGUAAAGAGAUCCAGAUCAUGACCUUGUGUCGCCAUACCCAUUUGCUCCCUGUUUACCAGAGCUUUGUAUCCCUAUCACAUUUGUAUAUUAUCACGCCGAUCAUGUCAGCAGGGUCCUGCCAUGAUCUACUAGUACACACGCAACACGAGGGUCUGGAAGAGCCCAUUGUCGCAUGCAUUGUCAAGCAAGUGAUGCUUGGUUUGGAGUACCUUCACGAUAAUGGGCUUGUGCACCGUGACGUCAAAUCCGCCAAUCUGCUUUUGGACCGGGAUACUGGAACUGUCAAGCUAGCCGAUUUUGGAGUGAGCAACCAUCUUCGUACAAUGGAUGUGGUCACAGCUACAAAAACAACAACACCACCACGAAGCUCUUCAUCAGCAGGUGCUUCAAUAGCAUCUUGUAGUCAACGCUCACGUUAUCGACAACGACAACAACAACAACAACAAGCAAGACUUAAACCCGUUGGCGGUGGUGGUUCAACAUCCGACGACACUAAUACAACGGCGGAAGAAGAUGCAUUGUCAGAUUCAUUUAUGCAGAUGCUAUUGCCACCAUUGGCUGUUGUCGCUGCUGACAAACCACCUAGUAUUGAUGUACCCAGUGUGCGUAUCUCACAAGCAUCCACAUUGGUGUUGAGUCCUCAAGGAACCCAUGUGGGAGAUGAUGAUGAAGCAAGAAGUCGACUUUUGGUACCUGGUGGUGGUGGUGGUGGUGGUUCAAGUCAUCACUCUGGUGGACUUUCAUGUGAUUCCUCAUUUAGUCGUCCAAGCAAGAAUGCAGUACGCAGGUCGUUUGUUGGCACACCUUGCUGGAUGGCUCCUGAAAUUCUGAAAAAUCGUGAAUACAAUACCCUUGUUGACAUUUGGUCAUUGGCUGUCACUGCCAUUGAGUUGGCCUGUGGCCGACCCCCUUACACGGAUCAUGAUCCCAUGGCGAUUUUCUCCAUGAUAGUCAAUGAUCCACCACCUACAUUAGCAUCCAGUGGAUGUCAAUAUGACUAUACCAUUUAUUUUCAGAGCUUUUUGGAUCAAUGUUUGCACAAAGACCCAGAGUCACGUUGCUCGGCAACGGAAGCUUUGGCACAUCCAUUCUUGAAAAGAGCACCCACACCCCAAUUGCUGAUGCGAUUUUUGGCCAAGAUCGAUUUGGAUAAACGUCCUGAUUUACAUUAUCAUGGUGUACCAGCCAUUGUGGGUUCUGGUGGACGCAAUCAUCAUCACCAUGUAGGAGCAGGCCAAGCAUGGGAUUUUUCACCAAGACAAUCGGUACAGCUUCGUGACCCUGAAGAAGAAGAAGAAAAUUCGCCUUUGGAUUCUGAACCACCCAUGACACCUCCACAAGAACUCAAUGAUAGCAUCACUUCACAAACAGGCAUCCUACAACAUCAUCAUUAUCAUCAAGAGGAGUGCAGUAGCCCCAUUGCCCUUGAUGUCGAUUUGACCAAGGUCGGUCAACAUAUGCGUCAGGUCGCCUAA
Messenger RNA from Lichtheimia ornata, 1926 nucleotides. RefSeq lists its product as uncharacterized. The coding region runs from base 1 to 1926 and encodes 641 amino acids. Gene Ontology annotation, molecular function: ATP binding; protein kinase activity. Gene Ontology annotation, biological process: protein phosphorylation. The record is from RefSeq and is a predicted model, not a curated record. Lineage: Eukaryota; Fungi; Mucoromycota; Mucoromycetes; Mucorales; Lichtheimiaceae. The transcript has 6 exons.